AUGGAGGUAGUUGAAUGCACAUCAGUGAUCAAGUUCAUAUACUUGAAAGAUCGUCUAUCAAAAGAGACUUUCGAUGAGAUGAAAGAAGUUUAUGAUGACCAUGUACCAUUAUACAACGUAGUCAAGCAAUGGCAUUGCCAGUUUAACUGUGGUAAGACAUUGCUGGAAAGUGCUCCUGUUCCUGGACGACCACAUUCCGCCAUUGAUGACGACAUCACCCAUAAAGUGGAAGCCGUCAUUUUGGAGGAUCGCCGCAUAACUAUUCCGCAACUAUCCCAAAAAGUGAUGAUUAAUGUAGGAUCCGUGGAAAAAAUCAUUUCCGACCAUUUGCACAUGCAAAAGUUGUCUACAUGGCGGAUUUCUUGGAUGCUCACAGCUUUUCAGAAGCAGGAACGAGUCAAUGUGCCAAGAAAACGAGGAGGACGUUUUCGGUAG
Octopus bimaculoides (California two-spot octopus) is the source of this 435-nucleotide messenger RNA. RefSeq lists its product as uncharacterized. The record is from RefSeq and is a predicted model, not a curated record. NCBI's taxonomy places the organism in Eukaryota, Metazoa, Mollusca, Cephalopoda, Octopoda, Octopodidae.